Nylanderia fulva is the source of this 880-nucleotide messenger RNA. The record is from RefSeq and is a predicted model, not a curated record. Lineage: Eukaryota; Metazoa; Arthropoda; Insecta; Hymenoptera; Formicidae.
GUGUUAAACGAAUCUAGAGACAAUCUAUCCAAAUGACAUCUGGUAAAGUAAAUAAAUUAUAAGGAAAGUAAUACAGUAUCGCGAUAUUGAUAACAAACAACACAGUAAAUUUGGAUAAGAACAUUGUGAUCUCGAAUCUUAUUGAUAAAUUUUGUUAUAAAAUCGUUAGAUAUUUACGAUGCAUUUCAUUAAAUUAACGCACAGUUUAAAGCAAGUUUUAUAUUCGUUUGCUGCUAUUAUUAGUUUCUUUCUAUACUUAUCAGUAAUACUACCAAUUAGUAAAGCGCAUAUUAAAUUUUAUACGAAAAGUACUACUGAGGAAAAUUUACCAUCUGAUGAUAUCAAUAAAAUAUAUUUAAAUGCAUCUUGGAAACAAAUUGGAGAAAUAAUAUUCGAAGCUUUAAUAUUAAUUUUUAUACUUAUCUUUUUAAUUUGUGCUUUGACAAUUACUCUACUUGCUUGUGAAGUGUGCUGUCCAGAUUGUGUUACGCCCAUCAUAGAAUUCAUAGAUGGCUUAGGUAUAAGACACAGGUUGAGAAAUCACUUUCGCCGGCUCUUUCGCGUGCGUCGAGAGCCUCGUCGUCCGCCAGAUUUGGACGUUCAUUUUUAUGCAAUGCGCCACGUGUCAGAUGAAGAAAAAGUAGAAUAUUAUUAAUUUGGAAGUUAACAUGAAUGGUUGUACAAACCAUUACACUUUACAACGUGUACAACGUUAUGUAGUAAAUAUUAUUUAUUUAUGAUAUUAAUAAGAUCUCGUAAGUAUGUCAUUAUGUUCGAAUCUCAAUUUCAAGUUAUUCUGAUAAUGCGUACGUUGCUCCACGAUUAAUUGUUAAGCAAGAAAAUAUAUAUUAUAUAUAAUUAUGUAAUAAUAUAAUCACAA